GGCAGAUUGACGAAGUACACUCUGAGGGGAGCAGCAGUUUGAUCUGUAGGUGUGGAAGUUGCUAUGUUAACAUUGCUUGUCCUUGGAGUAUUACUUCAUGACAUCUCUCUGAGUGGCCAACAUGAGUCUCCUCCCAAGACAGAGAGCACCACAGGCACCCCGCUGUUCGACUAUGCCAGCAUCCGUCUUCCAGAAGAGCACAUUCCUUUCUUUUUGCACAAUAACAGACAUAUUGCCACUCUUUGUAAAAAAGACUUACAUUGUCCUUAUAAGAAACACUUAGAAAAUCUAAAGUAUUGCUGGGGCUAUGAGAAAUCCUGCAAACCAGAGUACAGAUUUGGUUACCCUGAUUGCAGCUAUGUGGACACAGGAUGGACCGACACCCUUGAGUCAGCACGGGACCUCUUCUGGAGACAAGCUGAUUUUGGAUAUGCAGGCGAGCGGCUAGAAGAGAUGCAUGUGCUGUGCUACCCUCAAGAAAUGAAUGACUCAAGUCUGGUGUGUUCCCGUUAUCUUCAGUACUGUAGAGCAGCCCAUCUCUACCUUGAUUUAAGAAACAUCAAGAGGAACCAUGACAGAUUUAAGGAAGGUUUUUUCCAGAGUGGUGCAAUUGGAGGCCACUGCAAACUUGACAGUCGGACAUUGAUGUCUCAAGGUCAGCGUAAAAGUCCUCUGCAAUCGUGGUUUGCUGAGCUGCAAAGCUACAGUCAGCUCAACUUCAGACCUAUUGAAGAUGCUAAAUGUGACAUCGUUAUUGACAAGCCAACCUACUUCAUGAAAUUAGAUGCAGGUGUUAACAUGUAUCACCACUUCUGCGAUUUUAUCAACCUUUAUAUUACUCAACACGUUAAUAAUUCCUUCAAUACAGAUGUAUACAUCGUGAUGUGGGACACAAGCUCCUAUGGGUAUGGUGACCUAUUUUCAGAGACUUGGAAAUCAUUUACUGAUUAUGAUGUUAUACAUCUGAAAACUUAUGAUUCCAAAAGGGUAUGUUUUAAAGAAGCUAUUUUUUCAUUACUCCCCCGCAUGAGAUAUGGACUGUUCUAUAACACCCCCUUGAUAUCUGGCUGUCAGAAUACUGGAUUAUUCAGGGCAUUUUCCCAGCAUGUAUUAUACAGACUGAACAUCACACAAGAGGGGCCCAAGAAUGGAAAAAUCCGAGUCACCAUUCUUGCACGGAGCACAGAAUACCGAAAGAUCCUAAACCAAAAUGAGCUUGUAAAUGCACUGAAAACAGUAUCUACAUUUGAAGUCCAGAUUGUUGAUUACAAGUAUAAGGAACUUGGGUUUUUAGACCAGCUAAGGAUCACUCAUAACACUGACAUAUUUAUUGGAAUGCAUGGAGCUGGUCUUACCCACUUACUUUUCCUUCCAGACUGGGCUGCUGUGUUUGAAUUGUACAACUGUGAGGAUGAGCGCUGCUACUUUGACCUGGCCAGACUGAGGGGUGUCCACUACGUCACUUGGCGAAGGCAGAACAAGGUCUUCCCUCAAGAUAAGGGCCACCACCCAACGUUAGGGGAGCAUCCCAAGUUCACCAACUACGCUUUUGAUGUAGAAGAAUUCAUGCACCUUGUCCUUCAGGCCGCAGACCACGUAUCUCGACACCCCAAGUGGCCAUUUAAGAGAACACAUGAAGAGCUGUAAUUGCCUUGAGUCUGUGCAGAAGGAGUGUUUAAAUGUUCUACCAGACACACUGAAAUCAGUAAAAUAGUGUGUUAUUUCUUAGCUCUUAAAUUACCGUUUCGAUGCCAAAACAUCCCUUCAGGGUAUUACUUAUGUGUUUCAUAUUUUUCAACUGUUUUAUAUACCUUUUGUGUCAUUGCUAUUUAUCGAGAUACUAUUUUUGUACUGAAAGCUGUACUUUGUAUAGUUCAAAAACUGGGCAUAGGCAUGCUAGUAUAGUUGAAUUUUCUUAAGGAUACCCAAGUUUUCGACUUUCUUAGCUUUAGAGUUUAUAAAUGUUUUUGUAGGGUAUCUUGUGACUGGAAUUUGAGAGACUUCCAACUUGUUUAUGAUACAUUAUGACAUAUUUGAGUCAAUUCACAACACAAUUUACAAUUGGCCAGAAUUUGCUCAUAACAUUGUGCUAGAAAAGGGAAAUAGACACCAAACACACACACACACACAUACACACACACACACACACACACGUGAUUCUCCACUAAUGUGGGCCCAGGCUACUGGGCCAUGUGAUACAUCAAGUAGAGUAUGAAAUACUGUUUUAUUCUAUCAGAGUCAAACUCCCACUCAAUUUUCUGCUGUUUUUUUUUUUUUUAGCACUAAAAACCUGGAUAAACCAUACUGUUAUAGUAAAUUAUGUUCAUAUGUAUUUCAUAUGCAAAGCAUAUGUCCCCAAAUGUAACAACUGCAUAUGAUAAAAACAAACUAGAACAUUCUUCAGGGUGAUUUUGUGUACCGUACUGAUUUCUUCUUAGGGAGAAUUUUGCGUUGAAUAUAUAUAUCAAGGUGGUUUCCAUUGUGCAGGUCACUGCCUAGACAGUGAAUAUGUGCCUACCUCUUUUAGCAUGGAAAUAUUCCAGCCUUUAAGUUUGCAAACUGCAAGGUAGCCCACGAAAAGUAUUUCCCUGUAAAGACCUAAGAAAGUGCCAUUGAUUAAAAAGAAUAGCAGAAAUCCCACUCUUUGAAUGGGGUUUGUUUCUUUCUCUUCAUGAACCUUCAGUCUAGUAAUCAAAAACCAUGGCUACAUUUUUCUAUAAAAUGUGAAGUUUACAUUGCAUUGACACUUGAGCAGUCUAAUCUAGAGAAAAACAAUUUCUAUUUUUAAAUAAGGGAUUAGUAAAUUACAGCAGAGGUAAGAUUUUUGUCAUGUUUUAGAAUUAUAAAUAACAAAUAUACAAUAGAAAAGUGACCUGAGAAAUCUAAAAUAUUUAUUUUCUGAUCUUUACAGAACAAAUUAGCUGACCCCUGCUUGAAGGGGUUAUGAACCAUCUCCUGGCUUUAGAAAUAUUUAUUGAAAUAUCUUUACAGAAAAUAGUCAAUCACUGUAGCAUUAGCUUUAAUUUGUAUCUUAAAACUGUCUAAGAAAGAAUGACAACAUACAAAUUUUUCAAUGACAGCUGUCACUGCUUUUCUUUCUACAAAAACUGUGUAAUCACUCUGAAAAUAUUCCACAGGAAAGGAAUUGGAUAAGCAGUGUUGCACUUUUAGUCAGAGAGAGAAAUCUGAAAAAAUCACUGCGAAAAAAAGUUUCAACAUUUAUCUUUUUACUUCAUUGAGGAAACGUGUGGAAAUAUAAUCAUGUAGAUGAAUGAUGAUUUCCAGAAUUGAGAACAGUUUCUUUAUAAAGCUAUUACAUUGGACUGUUUUGCUUUGAAAGAGAAUACAUUUUGUAAGCAAGAAUGUACAUUUGACACUUUAUGGAAUUAACUUUUAUUGGACUUUUUCGUGGGAACAAAAGAAAUUUUCUAAAUUAUAGAAAUUAAAUGUAAAGACUACUCUUUUUACUGAUGAAGUCUUUAAAAGAGAUGCAUUUCACUGUACAUUUUGGAUAAGGCUUUGGAAUAAAUAUUUAU
Molecule: messenger RNA, 3536 nt
Organism: Condylura cristata (star-nosed mole)
Lineage: Eukaryota; Metazoa; Chordata; Mammalia; Eulipotyphla; Talpidae
Gene: EOGT
Product: EGF domain-specific O-linked N-acetylglucosamine (GlcNAc) transferase
Exons: 16
Coding region: 64-1647 (527 amino acids)
Cellular component (GO): endoplasmic reticulum lumen
Molecular function (GO): protein N-acetylglucosaminyltransferase activity
Source: RefSeq, a predicted model, not a curated record